This is a messenger RNA of Loa loa (African eye worm), 1795 nucleotides long. RefSeq names its product ankyrin repeat-containing protein. The coding region runs from base 16 to 1311 and encodes 431 amino acids. The record is from RefSeq and is a predicted model, not a curated record. NCBI's taxonomy places the organism in Eukaryota, Metazoa, Nematoda, Chromadorea, Rhabditida, Onchocercidae. The transcript has 9 exons.
UUUAAGGAGUAACGCAUGUCAAACAAGGAAUGUACGGAGGCGAAAUUAAACGAUCUGAAUUCAUCGAAUAUUUGCUACAGUGUCACAACAAGCGAUCUAAACAGUGAACGCAAAUUGAUCGGUACAACAGGCACAUCUUUAUUGAUCGCAACCGAUGGAUCACAGCAAGAUGAGCGAAGUGACACACCGGAAACGGAUGCACAAUCGGUUCUGGAACGAAGUGAGCAUUCCUCAAUGCAAAAUGAUCAAAACAAAGAGAAGGAAAGUAAUGAAUACGAUUCGAAUGCGGCCCAUCCAUCACUGACAGAAUUUUUUCAGAAUUCUCGAGUUGAUGCAUUUGGUUUCAUACAAAGUCUCAAUAAUACAAAUCAUGAAGCUACAGUGAACUUGGAGACGCUACGGAAGCGUGAAAAAAAGUGGUUGCAUAUGCUCACAAACUGGUCUUAUUUCAUGGAUAACAAGUAUGAAAAAGUAAAGGAACGUUGCCGCAAAGGUAUACCACCGUCAUUACGUGGUCGAGCAUGGAAACACUUAUGUGGUGCCGCUUUCCAUAUGGAAUUUAGCGUAAAUAAGCACGUUUUUGAGGAAGUAGUCAAUCAACCGGGUGACCCUCGAUGGGUUGAGGAUAUUAAAAAAGAUUUAAAUCGACAGUUUCCAGAACAUGUCAUGUUUUCUCGUGCUGGACCCUAUGGGAAAGGAGGAAAAUCAGAUCUGUUCGAAUUGCUUAAAGCAUACACGGUACUGCAUCCUGAAGAAGGUUACUGUCAAGGACAGGCUCCUGUUGCUGCUGUUUUGCUCAUGCAUAUGCCAUUGCGUGAUGCUUUUUACUGUUUUGUGCAAAUUUGUCACAAAUAUUUGCCAGGUUACUACAGUGCCGGACUUGAGGCUAUACAAAUCGAUGGUGACAUUUUAUUUCAAGUGUUGAAAGACAAGUCACACUUUAGUUAUAGGCAUUUGAAAAAACAUCGCGUUGAACCAGUACUUUAUAUGGUUGAAUGGUUUAUGUGUAUUUUUUGCCGAACUCUUCCGUGGCCGACAGUACUUCGAGUAUGGGAUAUGUUCUUUUGUGAAGGCGUUAAGGUAUUGUUCAAGAUAGCAGUGGUUUUGUUUCGUUACGGUCUCCGUACGAAUGACCAGCUUAGAGAAUUUAACGACUUUCAUUCGAUUGUGACACGGCUGAAAAAUCUUCCUAAAACAAUAAUGACUGAAGAUUUUCUUAUCCAAAAGGUCAUUGAUCUUGACUUGGAUGAUGUUGAAUUGGAAAAGAUCCAUUGCAGAACUCUGAAAACUCGACAGCUGCGGCUGAAUUAAAUAUGUGUAGAUGAUAACCCUUUAUCUAAUGAUGUGGGAAUUAUGAAGUGCGGAACUGGAGAAAAAGAGGCACUGCAUCGGCCGGGAAUCGAACCCGGGCCGCCCGCGUGGCAGGCGAGCAUUCUACCACUGAACCACCGAUGCUACAGAUACUUCUGUCUAUAAUUGUAUGGAACAGUUUAUGUCAGUUUUGAAGUAGAAUGUUCUCAACAUUGUUGUAAUGUUUGUGGUAAUUGAAUGUUUCUAUAGUGCGAGAAAUGUUUUGCACCACUCCAGUCUAUUUCAGGAUGCUUCCCAGUUUAGGCGUUUCCUUAAAAAGAUGAAAGUUUCACGUGUCAAGUUUCACUUGUCACUUCUAUUAAAUGUUGGAUUCCAUUUAUCCAUUUUAUUGAAAUCUAGUUCUAGCUAUUUCUUAAUUAUUGUUCCCAUCAGAUCGUCUCGUCUUAUUAAUAUGCCUUGAGUUAGGUCUAGGGGAUACUAUGGU